Coccidioides posadasii C735 delta SOWgp is the source of this 1263-nucleotide messenger RNA. RefSeq lists its product as uncharacterized. NCBI's taxonomy places the organism in Eukaryota, Fungi, Ascomycota, Eurotiomycetes, Onygenales, Onygenaceae. Gene Ontology annotation, biological process: lipid droplet organization; lipid storage. The record is from RefSeq and is a predicted model, not a curated record. Gene Ontology annotation, cellular component: endoplasmic reticulum membrane.
GGAGGGCACAUUGCAUCUAGCAUGCAAUGGCCGAAUCAGAUUCAGAAAAGGGCAUAAAGCCCAGAAAUCCUCUCAUGGCGACAAUAACUAGCCCGUUCAAGACGGUCGUUUCGAAACCUGCCCAACGCGCAUACUUGGGGACGCUAUUCUUUCUAGUAACGAUAUUUGGACUUUUGGUCGUGUCCAUUGUAUCGUAUUGGGUCUUUUACUACAAUUUUGUACCUCAAAUUAGCUUGGAACGCGUGGUACACCUACAGUUUGGGCAUGGCAAUCCCUUCGGAACCGCCGUGAUUGGACCCGAACUGGCUCAUUCACAGGCCUACGAUAUUUCCGUCAUCCUCUGCCUUCCACGUUCUCCUGUGAAUCUUGCUGAAGGCAACUUUAUGGUGGACCUAGCUCUUUUAGAAGAGCCACAAGAUUUAGUUGCAAAUAUAUCCACCCCUGCAAUCGUGCGGUCUCGUAGGUCGGCUAUACUCACAUAUUCUUCCCCGUUGGUAGAGACUACACGAAGGGUUUCAAGAAUGCCAUUCUAUGUGUUCAAUUGGAAGCGUGAGGCGGAGGCAUUGACAAUAAAUAUGAUGGAACGGGUUGAAUUUCCAAAAGACAAGAAACAUAUCCCGCGGAGCUUGAGAUUGGAGAUCCAAUCCCGGGAACGUAUGCACUUUUACACGGCCACGGUUAGAUUUGAUGCAAGAUUUGCUGGGUUGAGAUGGUUGAUGUAUAACUGGAGGGUUUUGUCUUUCGUGACCUUUAGUUCAAUGUUCUGGCUCGCAUCGGUAGCCGCAACUUCUGCUGUUUGGUUGGGAUUAAAUUCUGUGCAGCAGCAAACACAGAUAAAACCAAAAAUUGAGAAGACGGACUCUGAGGAUGAUGAUGUGUCCAUCAAGGAGGAAAGCGACGACGAGGACCACUUCCGCGUCCCAACAACCCCGAGAGGGAAAAGAGCUGCCGAUACAGCAAAGGCCAUAAAGGAAGAAGAGGAAAUUGAAGGGUCCGCCAUGAUCGAGCCACUGGCGCCCGAGACCUUCGGUGCUACUGCUGAAACUGGAGGUGCCAGCGCAAGCACGCAGUCCAGGCGAAGGUCUAGUCUGGACACCCAGGAAUAUGGACGCUUGCAGCAGCGGAAAGGCCGCCUCCCUGAUGAUCAGGAUGAAAGCUAAUAUCCUCUUCUUUUGUAUGCAUCCAAAUGCAUAUAUACAUAUAUUCCUAGGUCGACAAUUCUAAACAUUUAUGUCAUAACAUUUAAUUCAGGGACUUUAAAGG